AUGUCCAUCAAGGAGGUGGAAAUGGAGGGGAAGUACAAGCCGCCGCAGCCCCACUGGUACGAGCUGUACGUCCAGCCCUGUGUGGCCGAGCUCCUGGGCUCGGCGCUGUUCAUCUUCAUCGGGUGCGCCUCGGUGAUCGAGAACGUGGACGGCACCGGGAGGCUGCAGCCCGCCCUGGCGCACGGCUUGGCACUCGGGCUCAUCAUCGCCAUUCUGGGGAACAUCAGGCCCUGCCUGGUCGGUGGGCUGCACAUGGUGAUGCUCAUCCCGUACUGGCUCUCCCAGCUGUGCGGCGGGCUGAUCGGGGCCGGCCUGGCCAAGGUGAUGACAGACAAUGAGAGAUACAUAAAUGCCACUGGAGCGGCUUUCACGAGCAUCACUGAUGACGAGCAAAUCCCCUCCGCCCUGACGGGGGAGAUUGUCAUGACCAUGUUCCUGGUCCUGGCCGUCUGCAUGGGAGCCAUCAACGAAAAGACCAGCAGCCCUCUGGCACCUUUCUGCAUUGGUUUCACUGUCACCGCCGACAUCCUGGCCGGAGGCGCUAUAUCUGGGGCAUGCAUGAACCCUGCCAGAGCGUUUGGGCCCGCGUUGGUCGCCAACUACUGGGACUACCACUGGGUGUACUGGGUGGGGCCCAUGGUAGCCAGCCUGCUAGCUGGUGUCUUGAUACGACUCUUGAUUGGCGACCGGAAAAUCCGCCUGCUCCUGAAGUGAGGCGUGGGAGGGGACUGCCUGCUGGACACGCUUGCGGAUCGGAGACUGGCUCUGCUUGGCCCUGGGGGAGAAACUCUGCUUCACCGCACGCCCACGCCUCCUGCUCGCUCUGGCCGCGGGGCGCUGCUCCGGGCUCCGAGCCUGCCCGUUGGUUUCCCCCGCGAGCUGGUCUUGGCCGGAUGAGCCCACCUGAAGCUGUAGCUCCUGUGAAACUAACACCUGCUGCGCUGAGAUGAAAGGACAGGCAGGGGCGGGCUGCUGUGAGCACGGGCCUUGUGUGUCUGCCCUGGGGCUGCGCCUCUUGUCACGGUCCUGAUGGGAGCCAGAUGCCAGAGCCGCUGUCCCGGGGGUUCCCAUCCUGCCCGGAGAGGCGCUGAAACGGGCAGGAAGGGCUGGCGAGCAGUGAAGCAGCCGGGCUGGUUCUCACCUCGGGGUGCCAAUGCGCUUGCUGUGCCAGCCACCAGGGGAAAUUCGCUUCUGUUACUUUACUGCUCUGGAGAGAGGAGCACCCGUCCCUGUGUGCUUCCGGCCCCAGUGCGUUCCCGGCCCAGUGCACCCGGUGCUGCUGGGGGAAGCGCACUCCUGCUGGGUCCCAGGGCCCCAUCCCGUGCGCUGGAUCUCUCGCCGUCUCCCCUGCGCCCCGGGGCUGGCUGACGUCUCCGCCGGUUGCCAGACGCCGUGGUGCGGAGCCUGCCCUAAGCCUAAUAAGGUGAAUAAAAGCCGCGUUGCACAGAAAUGCCUGUGGAAUGUGCGUCAUAAGUCACCAGCGCCGACGCUGAUUGAUUUCUGAAUUCUUGAGAAAAAAACAAAACAGAAAAAAACGUCCAAACAGCUGGGCCAGAAUGUAAAUUCACAC
Pelodiscus sinensis (Chinese soft-shelled turtle) is the source of this 1570-nucleotide messenger RNA. The record is from RefSeq and is a predicted model, not a curated record. Lineage: Eukaryota; Metazoa; Chordata; Testudines; Trionychidae.